GAUGAUCACUCGUUUGAACUCACGUCUUCAUUGUUUCAUCAAACUCACAGGUAUCAAAAAGUUACCAGCUUGGAUCAUGCCUUUAACCUGUUCGAUGAAAUGACACAGAGACGACCCCUCCCAUCUGUCGUUAAGUUUAAUCAGUUGUUGAAUGCUGUUUCCAAAAUGAAACAUUUUUCUUCUUGUCUCUAUCUUUUCAAACAAAUGUGUCUCAUUGGAGUGCCUGUUAACGAGUACUCUAUGAAUAUUGCCAUCAAGUGUUGUUGUCAGAUGUCUCGCACCAACGACGGCUUUGCACUCCUGGCCUGUUGCUUCAGGCGAGCUGUUGUACCCUAUGUCUUCACAUUUAGUACACUCUUAGAUGGACUCAUUCGUGAAGAUAGGAUUAUCGAGGCAGAGAGGCUGUUCAAGAAGCUCAUCAAGCACAAACUCUGUGAACCUAAUGUAGUUAUAUAUUCCACUAUGAUUAAAGGGCUUUGCAAGGUUGGAAAUAAUGAUAUUGCUGUUGGUUUGCUUAGGCUCAUGGAUGAAAGAGGCUGCAAGCCUAAUGUUGUUGUAUAUAGCACCAUCAUUGAUAGUCUCUGCAAGGACAAACUGAUAGAUGAUGCUUUCAAGCUUUUCAAUGAAAUGGUAUCUCACAAAGGCAUUUUACCAAAUGUCAUUACAUACACCUCUCUGAUUCAUGGCCUUUGUAACUUAUGUCGUUGGGACAAGGUCUCUAAGCUGCUAAAAGAAAUGGAGGAUCUAAGGAUCUCUCCUAGUUUGCGAACCUUUAACAUAUUAGUUGAUGCAUUUUGCAAGGAAGGUAGGGUGGAUGAAGCGGAGGCUGUUAUAGACAUCAUCGUUGAGAGAGGCGAGGUUCCUGACAUAGUGACAUACAGUUCACUGAUAGAUGGUUACUGUCUGCGAGGUGAAAUGACCAAGGCAAGGACACUUUUUGAUUCACUUACUUCUAAAGGUCUAGUCCCUAAUGUUGUUACUUACAACAGUUUACUGAAUGGGUAUUGCAAGAGUUUGAAAAUCGAAGAGGCCAUGCAUUUGUUCCAUGAAAUAACAAGAAAAGGUUUGAAACCUGAUAUAGUCACUUACAGUGGUAUGUUACAGGGAUUGUUUCGGGUCGGACGUUGUGGAGCUGCACGCAAACUCUUUGAUGAGAUGCAAUCACAAGGCCUAAUUCCAAAUGAAUGCACUUAUGGGAUAAUAUUAGACGGUCUUUGCAACAACCAUAAAGUUGAUGAGGCGCUCUCUUUGUUUCAUAUGGUGGGUGAUAGCAGGCUAAAUUCUCAUAUUGUGGUGUACAAUAUUCUUAUUGAAGGUGCAAGCAAAUGUAGGAAGCUUGAUAUAGCAAAGGCUCUUUUCCAUGACAUAACUUUAAAAGGUUUGCAACCUCAUGUGCGAACAUUUAACAUAAUGAUUAGUGGCCUCUGUCGAGAAGGUCAGCUAAAGGAAGCAAAGGGUAUGUUUCUUAAAAUGGGUGAGAGUGGCUUUCCACCAAAUAAUGUUACUUACCGUGUUCUUCUCCUAGGAUAUCUGAAUAACCAGAAUUACGAUGAUGUAGAGAUGCUUUUACAUGAAAUGGAUGGAAGAGGUUACUCCCUUGAUGCUUCAACUUUAUCGUUGUUAAUACAUCAAAUCGCAGCUGGUUCACUAGACAAAAGCAUGGUUCAGUUGAUAGGUAGGCUUGUGCCAAAAGAAUUGAUGGACACUCUUGCCUAGAUGACAUAGUCUGGGAGAAACUAAAAUAGUGAUUUGGCAAUUUGUAUUUUAUGAGUUCAAAACCUUUACAUGUUCGUUUAAUGAUGCUUAACUAAUUUCAUGGAUACUAGGUGUUGCAUGUUUUUUUGUUUAUUUUCUGCUUCAACUUUUCAUUUUA
Messenger RNA from Helianthus annuus (common sunflower), 1873 nucleotides. RefSeq names its product putative pentatricopeptide repeat-containing protein At1g12700, mitochondrial. Gene Ontology annotation, molecular function: protein binding. NCBI's taxonomy places the organism in Eukaryota, Viridiplantae, Streptophyta, Magnoliopsida, Asterales, Asteraceae. The record is from RefSeq and is a predicted model, not a curated record. The coding region runs from base 100 to 1716 and encodes 538 amino acids. The transcript has 3 exons.